Messenger RNA from Habropoda laboriosa, 255 nucleotides. It is a transcript of the gene Dph3, whose product is annotated as DPH3 homolog. The record is from RefSeq and is a predicted model, not a curated record. The transcript has a single exon. The coding region runs from base 1 to 255 and encodes 84 amino acids. Gene Ontology annotation, biological process: protein histidyl modification to diphthamide. NCBI's taxonomy places the organism in Eukaryota, Metazoa, Arthropoda, Insecta, Hymenoptera, Apidae. Gene Ontology annotation, molecular function: metal ion binding.
AUGUCCGUGUUCCACGAUGAAGUAGAAAUCGAGGACUUUGAGUACGACGAGGACGAGGAGAUAUAUUAUUAUCCAUGCCCCUGUGGUGAUCAGUUCCAAAUAUCUAAAGCAGAAUUAGCUGCUGGUGAGGAGGAGGCCACAUGCCCUUCCUGUUCUCUGGUUAUUAAAGUAAUUUACGAUAAGGCAGCGUUUGCAGCUAAACUGGAAGAGCUAGUGAAAAGCGACGAGAAAGAACUCAUGGUUCAAAAGGCCUGA